UAUGGAUUGCUGGAAGAGAGCCACAGGCCACAGCUGGAUUUAUCCCACACUGAUCAUCUGUGCAAAUGGAUUUUUCUCCACAAUGAGGCCAUCAGAACCUUUUCUCACUCCUUAUCUAACUGGACCAGAAAAAAACCUAACGAUUGAAGAGGUUACCAACCAGAUUUUCCCAGUUUGGACAUACUCCUACCUUGCACUCCUUUUCCCAGUCUUCCUGAUUACAGACUACGUGCGCUACAAGCCCGUCCUCCUCCUCCAGGGCGUCAGCUUCAUCGUCACGUGGCUCUUGCUCCUCUUCGCACACGGAGUGGUGGCCAUGCAGGCGGUGGAAUUCUUCUACGGGAUGGUGACAGCCACCGAGGUCGCCUAUUACGCCUACAUCUACAGUGUCGUCAGCACCGAUCACUAUCAGAGAGUGACGAGCUAUUGCAGAAGUAUCACUCUUGUUGCAGCCACCGUUGCGGCCGUGCUGGGACAGCUGCUGGUUUCCUUAGCAGAUGUAUCCUACUUUCACCUUAACGCCAUUACUUUGGCUUCCGUGUCCCUGGCAUUUGUUUGUUCCUUUUUUCUCCCAAUGCCCCAAAAGAGUAUGUUCUUCCACAGGAAAGAUGUCACAGAAACUCUCCCAGGACCAGAUAAAGUGGUGGCUACAGUCGGCUCCGACAGGCCAGCGAGCUGCCAAGAGGACAACAGCUCUGUAUCUGCUGACAGGGGACCAGCACCUGAACCGCAGGCUGAUAAUCCCAAGCCCCAGAAUCACAAGCUCAGUGUACUGGUGCAGCUGAGCAAGGACCUGAGGGCUUGCUACAGCUCUAGGAAACUUCUGUACUGGUCCCUGUGGUGGGCUCUGGCUACAGCAGGCUUUAACCAGGUUCUGAAUUAUAUCCAAGUGCUGUGGGACUUCAAAGCCCCCUCUCACAGCUCUGCAGUGUACAAUGGAGCUGUUGAAGCAAUAGCAACUAUUUUAGGCUCAGCAACUUCCAUGGCAGUUGGAUACAUCAAAGUAAACUGGGAUCUUUCUGGAGAACUGGCUUUGGGAAUUUUCUCUGCAAUGGAUGCCGGUUCUCUAUUUCUCAUGCACUUUACUGACAACAUCUGGGCAUGUUAUGCUGGUUACCUUGUGUUUAAAGCAUGCUACAUGCUCCUUAUAACAAUAGCAACGUUUCAGAUUGCUGUCAAUCUAAGCAUGCAGCGUUACGCUUUGAUGUUUGGCUUCAACAACUUUGUUGCACUGGUGAUUCAGACAAUUUUAACUGUUGUUGUAGUAGACUCAAAAGGCCUGGGACUGGAUAUCAGCACCCAGUUUCUCAUUUAUAGCAGCUACUUCACAUUCAUAGCUGGAAUUUUCCUGAUCAGAAGCAUAUACACCAUUAUGUCCAUCAAAUGCAGAAAUACUAGUGUAGCUAGUGAAAGCAUUGAUCAUUAACAAUGGAGACAAAAAGAAUGGUUGCAAGCAACAGUGCAGAAGGCUGCACCAUCUGAACAAUGAAUUAGGAGAAACAACGUUCAAUCAAGCAAGACAGUCAACAGUGAAACAGGCUGUUUAUGAGCCUACAGCAUAAAGAGCUUUGUCAACAGGAUGACGCAUUUCACCCGUUUCCUUCAUCAGUAGUUUAAUACCAAACAAUCCUCAAUCAAUCUUCAAUUUCAACUCAAAUUUAGUGAUCUGACCCCAAAACUUCGAUUAAUGCCACAAGCAAGUACAUACAGUACCUCGCAACAGAGGAGCUUAGAGAACACAACCUCUGAACUUUCACUUCUACCAAGUAUUUCAAUUAAAUGCAAUUUAGUCAUAGACAUAAGAUCUUCAAACACUCCUAGGGAAUCUCAAGAAGCAGUUGCCCCAGAGCAGCUAGAUGACCUGUUGGAAAGCUUGCCACAGAAGCGUUUUGAAAACUUAAGACUUCUUCAACUGGAAGUUGUGACAUGCAUUUUUAAAGCAAGUUAACAAAUAGCAAUAAACCAGUUUUUACCAAAAGAUGCUACUUCUGUAUGUUCAAAGGUAGAUUACUACAAUGCUGUAUAGCACAGCAAUACUGCCACUUCAAUUUACAAAUGGCCAAAUGCAGUCAUUUUGGAUUCCACACAGACAAUGCACUCCUCAGAAAUCUGAAGUUACAGGACUGUAAGGAAAACGUCGUUAUAUAGAUAAGCUGCUACUGAUGCAGUGACAGCUUUACUGUGAGUUUGUUGGAGAUGUACAAAUAAAACACACUAACCUUC
Molecule: messenger RNA, 2223 nt
Organism: Aquila chrysaetos chrysaetos
Lineage: Eukaryota; Metazoa; Chordata; Aves; Accipitriformes; Accipitridae
Gene: SLC19A3
Product: solute carrier family 19 member 3
Exons: 5
Coding region: 2-1426 (474 amino acids)
Biological process (GO): vitamin transport; transmembrane transport
Cellular component (GO): plasma membrane
Molecular function (GO): thiamine transmembrane transporter activity
Source: RefSeq, a predicted model, not a curated record